AGAAGCAGCUCACUUUCUCUUGUAUCAUUUGCUUUUAUGUCGUUCGGAUCUGUGAGAUUCUGACCAUUCCGAUCACCGGAGAACGUCUUUCCGAUCACCGAUCUUCCUUUACAUGAACAACAACUGCGUGGAUAGAGCUGUGCCGUAACUGUAGUCAUAUCGAAGAAAUUUGAGCUUUCAAAGCUUUCUUAUGCCGCAGAUGACUAACAUUCCAGUCAGCGAAGUCUAUUGGUCUCUCGUUGACAAAGCAGACAAGAAAUUCUCGAAGAUCAGAGACUUGCCUUUCUACGAACGAAAUAGGUAUGAUACAUACUUCUCCAAGGUAUUUAAGGUCUACACACAACUAUGGAAGUUUCAGCAAGAGAAUAGACAGAAACUUGUGGAAGCUGGACUGAAGAGAUGGGAGAUUGGUGAUAUUGCUUCACGAAUUGGCCAACUUUAUUUUGGACAGUAUAUGAGGACAAGUGAUGCCAGUUAUCUGUCUGAAUCAUAUAUAUUCUAUGAAGCAGUGUUGUCUAGAGAGUAUUUUAAGGAUGGAUUGGCUCAAGAUGUCAAUCUUGCUAACAAACAGCUCAGAUUUCUAGCAAGGUUUCUGAUGGUUUGUCUAGUCUUGAACAGGCGAGAAAUGGUCUACCAAUUGGUAAAUCAGCUUAAGAUGUUGAUCGAUGAAUGCAAGAGGAAUUUUGUGGAAACGGACUUUAAAGAAUGGAAGCUGGUAGUUCAGGAAAUUGUUAAGUUUCUUAAAGCUGACACACCUUUUAUGAAUAUCAGGCCUUUGAGAUAUAGUCUGGUCUUGGACCUUCAUCCUGAUUUACUAUCCCAAGUUGUUGCAAGCAAGAGAAAACUACGAUUAAGAGAUGCAAUACUGACCAGCUGUUAUCCUAAUGAGGUCAAAUUUUCAGAGCUUACACUUGACACUUUCAGAUUGCUUCAGUCUUUGGAAUGGGAUCCAAGUGGCUCAUUUUACAAGCCAAAUGGUGAUCUUUCAUAUAACACAAAUGGGCCCCCCGGGCCUGGUCGUAUUAAUAUGCAAGAUAUUACUGAUCCUACUUUGCCACCCAACCCACGCAAAGCGGUCUUAUAUCGUCCAUCAAUCACACAGUUCAUUGCUGUUCUUGCCACCAUAUGUGAGGAGCUCCCUCCUGACGGUAUAUUGUUAGUAUAUUUGUCUGCUAUGGGUAAAGGUGAUGGCUUAAGUUAUCAGAAUAGUUGCUUGCAUAUUGGCACCCGUGGAACUGGAGAUUGCAUAUAUCCUUGUGAUUUUAUUCCUUUUACUAGAAGGCCACUGUUUUUCAUUAUUGACAGUGAUAGUAGCAAAGCAUUCAAGACCAUAAGUGGAACGGAGAAAGGAGAGCCGGUGGCAAUGCUGUUAUCUCCUUCUUCUUCACCUCCUAUGCACGGAACUGUAGAUUCUUCUCAGCAAAUAAGUAGAAGCUUGUUCACCUGUUUCCUCACUGCCCCUUUACAGGCUUUCUGUCUUUUGAUUGGCAUGUCUGGUAAUAAUAUGGACAUGGACUUGUUCAACAAGGCUGAGAAGAUACUCACUUCAUCUUUCAAUGAGUGGGGGGAAUUGCUGACUACAUCAAACACCCUUCAUCCUGCUUGGGCUCAAGUUUUAUUUGAUCCAUUCUUGAGGCGGCUUCUUUUAAGAUACAUAUUUUGUGAGGCGAUCCUUACACUAUAUGGAUUGACUUACGAGAAGAAUGACGUAAUUCCUGAAUGUGUACCUGCGCUUCCAGAGUGCGUCCGACCAAUGGCUGAUUCGGUUCAAUCUGUGGUUAAGAAGAUAGCUGAUGUGUUUGGUGUAACUCAUAGUUUUAUUUUCUCUCAAGGUCUUACAGUUCGUGAAGUCAGAUCCUCCGAAGAGGACUCCGUGCCAGCUUCCUGAUCGUGUCGAAUUUGUGUUUUAAGUUGUAAGAUGAUGGUCAAUUACCUUUUCAUUUCUUUUUCUUGUUGAAUAUUUUGGGUCUGAAAUUGCGAUGUGUAAACAAACAACUAGGUAUUUGCAAAAGAUGAAUUGAUGAUAUGAUAUAUAGUCUGAUUUGCUCU
Impatiens glandulifera is the source of this 2049-nucleotide messenger RNA. RefSeq names its product protein SCAI. Gene Ontology annotation, biological process: DNA-templated transcription. Gene Ontology annotation, molecular function: transcription corepressor activity. The coding region runs from base 191 to 1888 and encodes 565 amino acids. Lineage: Eukaryota; Viridiplantae; Streptophyta; Magnoliopsida; Ericales; Balsaminaceae. The record is from RefSeq and is a predicted model, not a curated record. The transcript has 10 exons. Gene Ontology annotation, cellular component: nucleus.